Molecule: messenger RNA, 2125 nt
Organism: Xyrauchen texanus (razorback sucker)
Lineage: Eukaryota; Metazoa; Chordata; Actinopteri; Cypriniformes; Catostomidae
Product: ubiquitin-conjugating enzyme E2 R2-like
Exons: 5
Coding region: 376-1107 (243 amino acids)
Biological process (GO): ubiquitin-dependent protein catabolic process; protein polyubiquitination
Molecular function (GO): ubiquitin conjugating enzyme activity
Source: RefSeq, a predicted model, not a curated record
GGCAAAGUGUCGUAUAGAGUGACGGCUGAGGGAGGACGAGACUCUCGUCACACUCCGCUGCCCGUGUUUAUUUACUAACGUCGGAACGCUUGGUUAAUUUAAAACUCGUUAGUAUCAUUAAGGACGAGGGGCAGUUUGAACUUCAUGAACAACACAUUCGCGAGAGCGGCUGGUAAUCGCUAAUCAUAAAUGGCCAUCAAGGAGUGACUUAUAUGUUUGUUGGCUCACCGUGGACGAGUUGAGCUUGUUCGGCGACCGAACAAACGGAGUAACAAACGGUGUCCGUGCACCGAAACAAGGAAAGACUGCGUACAAUACUAGGAAGUUGUUGUGACUGUUACUUUCCGAAAACAAUUUGCUACUAGUUUUCGGAAUAUGGCUCAUCAUGGACGUCAUCAUGUUGCGAGUUCCCAAAAGGCUUUAAUGCUGGAGAUGAAAAGUCUCCAGGACGAACCGGUUGAAGGCUUCAAAAUAACUUUAGUCGACGAGUCGGACAUGUACAACUGGGAAGUUGCGAUAUUCGGACCACCCAAUACGCAUUAUGAGGGGGGCUAUUUUAAGACACGCAUCAAAUUCCCCAUUGACUACCCAUACUCUCCUCCUGCCUUCAGAUUCCUCACCAAGAUGUGGCAUCCCAACAUCUAUGAGAAUGGAGAUGUGUGUAUUUCCAUACUGCACCCACCAGUGGAUGAUCCACAGAGUGGAGAACUGCCAUCAGAGAGGUGGAACCCUACACAGAACGUGAGGACUAUCUUGCUAAGUGUUAUCUCACUGUUGAAUGAGCCCAACACCUCCUCGCCUGCCAACGUAGAUGCCUCAGUCAUGUACCGCAAAUGGAGGGAGAGUAAAGGGAAAGAUCGGGAGUAUGCAGAGAUCAUCAGGAAGCAAGUUUUAUCCACCAGAACUGAUGCCGAAAGGGAUGGCGUCAAGGUGCCCACCACACUUGCAGAAUACUGCAUUCGUACCCGCGCCCCACCCACUGACGAGGUCAGCACCCUAUUCUAUGAAGACUACUAUGAUGAUGAGGACAUAGAUGAUGAUGAUGAUGAAGAGGAGGGUGACGACUGUUGCUAUGACGAUGAUGACUCCGGGACCGAGGACUCAUGACGACCAGACCCACAUUUUCCAAAACUGAUCUCUCCACGCCCUGUACCAUUUAGAUUUCGUUGUUUUUAGUUUGCUUCGAAAAGGAGUGUUUUCUAGUCAUUUUUUCAAUUUCUGUAUCAGACAUCUGAAGUUCCCUGUCUCAGCGGACACGACCAUGGGCAAGUUUAAUUCUGUCUUCUGAUGACACAAUAUUUUGUGAUAAGGAGUUGAAUUGUGGAGGUUAUUGAUUUAAAUAUUCUUGUGCUUCUGAUCGAGAUAUAACCAAAUGAUACAGUCAGUUCCAAACAACAGAGACUCUUUAAGUUUUUAAUUUCUUACUGUUAGUUUUGUCUGGGUUUUGGGGCAGAUGUUUUUCAGCCAAUUGGUGCUCAAGAGCCCAGCUAAGUGCAUACAUGUUUAUUUGAUCCUUUAUAAGCAACUUGCCUAUCCAAGGCAUGUUGGUGCCUGAUCUCAGGUUUUCAAUGUCUGUGGAGAAAUAAAAGCAUUGCCAUCUUGGAGGGGAUAAAAAAGUAGCUAAUACACAUUCUCCAGGCUACUUUAAUUUUUUAAACCGCAAUCCAUUAUAUACUGCUUGUAGUACUUGCAAAUUAUGUGUGGGAUUUCUCCCCGUUAUCAAGAAGGGAAUUUUCUCAGUAGUUGAUUUAUCAAACAUGGCUCAUACCUUUCUAAGCUGUCUCCUUCCAUUGGUCUUUAAUCCUUAAACAUAAUAUUUUGUUUGAUUUUAAGGGGGUGGCCAGGUAGAUUUGUGCAUUCGGAACUUCUUUGCUUUAUUUAGCUACUUUUGUUGAGAGGAUUUUAAUUUUAUGUAUCUCUUUUUAUUUUCUUUUAAGCCUUGUGGUGACUUUUAUUUGGAAGCUCAACCUCCUCAGGAAAACGGACAGAGUUUGAGGCAUUGGGGUGUUUAUUGCUGACCCAUUAAACCCUUUUAUAAAAUUAUAUGCACACGGGUAUUUUGGGUCACUUUCUCAUGUUUGUUUGUUUUUUUGAUAUGCUUUGUAAAUCUAAUUUAAAUUCUCAA